Talpa occidentalis (Iberian mole) is the source of this 6127-nucleotide messenger RNA. RefSeq names its product sorbin and SH3 domain-containing protein 1-like. The record is from RefSeq and is a predicted model, not a curated record. Lineage: Eukaryota; Metazoa; Chordata; Mammalia; Eulipotyphla; Talpidae. Gene Ontology annotation, biological process: cell-substrate adhesion. Gene Ontology annotation, cellular component: nucleus; cell-substrate junction; cytoplasm. Bases 1 to 2880 code for a protein of 959 amino acids. The transcript has 15 exons. Gene Ontology annotation, molecular function: protein binding.
AUGUCUCUCAUGACUAUCGAGAGUCGGGAUAUAAGCCCAGAAGAGAUAGAUUUAAAGAAUGAACCUUGGUAUAAAUUCUUUUCGGAAUUGGAGUUUGGGAAACCGACUAAUCUAGAAAAAGAUCUCAACCUCUACCAAACAGAGUUAGAGGCAGAUUUAGGAAAAAUGGAGACGCUUAAUAAAGCACCCAGGGCAGACCUGUCACAGAGCUCCGCUGUCAGCCCCGCUCCGGAAAUUUCUUCAGAGCCUCCUGGAUAUAUAUAUUCUUCCAACUUCCACGCAGUGAAGAGGGAAUCAGAUGGGGCUCCUGGGGAUCUCGCUGGCUUGGAGAACGAGAGGCAGAUUUAUAAAAGCGUCUUGGAAGGUGGAGACAUUCCUCUCCAGGGCCUGAGUGGGCUCAAGCGACCCUCCAGCUCGGCCUCCACUAAAGUGGAUCGUAAAGGUGGGAAUGCUCACAUGAUUUCUUCAUCUUCAGUCCAUAGCCGAACGGUUAACACUAGCAAUGCAUUAGGCCCUGUGUGUAAGCACAAGAAACCCCUGUCCGCUGCGAAAGCCUGCAUUUCGGAAAUCCUUCCCUCCAAAUUCAAACCCAGGCUCUCUGCGCCCAGUGCUCUUUUGCAGGAACAGAAGAGUGUUCUGUUGCCAUCAGAGAAGGCUCAGAGCUGUGAGAACCUGUGUGUUUCCUCUUCUCUGAACGAUGCCAAGAGAGGUCUGCCCCGCCAGGUAGGGGGGAGCAUCGAGAACCUGCUCAUGCGCUCCCGGCGGGAUUAUGACAGCAAGUCGAGCAGCACCAUGAGCCUGCAAGAGUACGGCAGCAGCGCCAGGCGGCCCUGCCCGCUCUCGAGAAAGGUUGGCAUCCAGUUCUCCAUGUUCUACCGGGACAUGCACCAGAUCAACCGAGCUGGCCUCUUCCCGGGAUCUGUCACCUCCUCCAGUGUGCGCGAUCUGGCUUCCCACUUUGAAAGGAGCGGCCUGGCGUUGGCCAGGGGUGACCUGGGCCCCAGCCAGGAGGGCUCGGAACACAUCCCCAAGCACACCGUCUCCUCCCGCAUCACAGCUUUUGAGCAGUUGAUUCAGCGGUCCCGGUCCAUGCCAUCCCUGGACCUUUCCGGGAGGCUGAGCAAGUCCCCCAUGCCGGUGUUGGCCCGGAGCGGCCUGAGCGCAGCCCGCUCGGCUGAGUCCCUCCUCGAGUCGACCAAGCUGCAGCCCAGGGAGAUGGAUAGGAUGAACCCCCGGGGGGUCUACGCCUCCCCCUCGUGCAGCAAUAUCGUGGACCCCUCCUUGGGCCUCAGGGGCCUCAUGCACUCUGAGCCCCUCUCUACCUGCUCUGACGACCUUGACCGCUGUUCAACCCUCUCCAGUGACAGCAGAGAGGGCAGCAGUGGCAGUGUCCACGGAGACUUCCCCAAACACCGCCUCAACAAGUGCAAGGGUACCUGCCCGGCUUCAUACACCCGCUUCACCACCAUCCGCAAGCAUGAGCAGCAGCAGAGCCCCCGGCAGCCUGACUGGCGCCUGGAUUCCAGAGGGGACAAGAGCACACUCCUCAGGAACAUCUACCUAAUGAGCCCCCUCCCUUUCCGGUUGAAAAAGCCCCUCCAGCACCAGUCCAGACAGCCUGCCACUGGCGACUUCUCAGGCCCCCCGGAGGGCCAGAAGCCAGACCUCCCCAGUCAGCCCCACCAGGACGAGCCCGGCUCUCGGGGGAAACCCUCAGUUCCCAAACGCCUGUCCUCCCGACACACCAUGGCCAGGCUGAGCCGGAUCUCAGAACCCCCUCAGCAGAGACCCGAGGUCCCCGAGGACUGCUUGAGGGCCUUUAAUAAUGGGAACUCUGUGCCGUUCACAGACCACGGCCUGGACAGGAACAACAACCCACAAAGUGAACUGGGAACGACCCUCGGAGAUUCAGAAUCACCAAGGCAUUUUAUACCAGCUGAUUAUUUGGAAUCCACAGAAGAAUUUAUUCGAAGACGUCAUGAUGAUAAAGAGAAACUUUUAGCGGACCAGAGACGGCUUAAGCGCGAGCAAGAAGAGGCCGAUAUUGCAGCUCGACGCCACACGGGCGUCAUUCCGACACACCAUCAGUUUAUCACUAAUGAGCGCUUUGGGGACCUCCUCAAUAUAGACGAUACAGCCAAAAGGAAAUCUGGGUCAGAGAUGAGACCUGCCAGAGCCAAAUUUGACUUUAAAGCUCAGACGCUAAAGGAGCUUCCUCUGCAGAAGGGAGAUAUCGUUUACAUUUACAAGCAGAUCGAUCAAAACUGGUACGAAGGAGAGCACCACGGCCGGGUGGGAAUCUUCCCACGCACCUACAUCGAGCUUCUCCCUCCUGCUGAGAAGGCUCAGCCCAAAAAGCUGCCACCCGUGCAGGUUUUAGAAUAUGGAGAAGCUAUUGCCAAGUUUAACUUUAACGGUGACACGCAAGUAGAAAUGUCCUUCCGAAAGGGUGAGAGGAUCACGCUGCUUCGACAGGUGGACGAGAACUGGUACGAAGGGAGGAUCCCAGGGACAUCCCGGCAAGGCAUCUUCCCCAUCACCUAUGUGGACGUGCUCAAGCGGCCACUGGUGAAAAACCCCGUGGAAUACAUCGACCUGCCUUACUCCUCGCCGAGUCGUAGUGCCACCGCAAGCCCACAGCAACCUCAAGCCCAGCAGCGAAGAGUCAUCCCAGACAGGAGUCAAACCUCACAAGAUUUAUUUAGCUACCAAGCAUUAUAUAGCUAUAUACCACAGAAUGAUGAUGAAUUGGAACUCCGAGAUGGAGAUAUUGUUGAUGUCAUGGAAAAAUGUGAUGAUGGAUGGUUUGUUGGUACUUCAAGAAGGACAAGGCAGUUUGGUACUUUUCCAGGCAACUAUGUAAAGCCUUUGUAUCUAUAAGAAGACUGAAAACCACAGAGAUUAUUUUUAUUGGAGGAUGAAACAUAAUUCAUGAACCCGUCUCUUUAUUUAAAUGUCGAGUCUGUAGGAAAACUAAAGCAGUGGAGAAGGUAAAAAGUGAAAGAAAGAGACAGAGAAGCAUUGUGUUUAAAAUCUGAGCCUGUCUCAGCAUACUGUGUAUCAGACAGGGUUGAGCCAUGCACUGAACAAAAAGGAAUGAGGCAAAUCUGUAUUUACUUAGCUGCUUCUGGGAGCCAUCCAGCCUUCCCCUCCUCUCCUGCUCUUGGGUAAUCUGACCUGCAGCACAGUCCAGGAGCAGUUAGGCCAGAAAUGCCUCUUAUUAUCCCAACCUCGACCAGCUCCCGCUCAAAGGGGCCCUUCCGCAUGAAGCAGCCCUUGCGGUGCCAGGCAGACCCCCACCUUCUCCAGAGACCCCAUACAAAGCUUUCCCCAGCUCUCACCCCCAGCUGCCCAAGAACCCGAUGACUCCCCAACACUACUGAUGAUCGGCCCUGGGCUGCUGAAGCUGUCCUGUUCCCCUAAAUGUCCCAAGACCGAGUCCCUCGCUGGACCUGCUGAGGAACCCAGGGAAACAGAGGCUGAUUGUAGAUGCUCUGUGCACUCAGCCUGCACGCAGCAUUGCCAUCGCCAGCCCUGGGGUUCACGCAGAAAUGCACACAGGUUUUGCUGUGGGAGCGAGGCAUCCAGGCACAGAGGUUGCGUUUGUAUUUCCAAAUGAUUAAGUUAAGAAGCCCUGAGCUCUUGAGGUCAUUUGCAGUGUCCUGCUUUCCCAUAUCACUGGCUUCUAUAAAUGAUCACCUUCAACGUGGCAAGUUGCAUUUAUCAGGACACUAUUGCCAACUUUUUCUGGUGUGUUUUUGGCUGGAUCAGUCUGUGAUGGACAACUCACAGAGAACUACGGGAGGUGUUCAGUGAUUCAUUUCCACACACUGAUGUGCACUGGAUGUCGGGGACACCGACGCGCGAGUGUGCUCCAAGCCUUGGAAGAGACUCGCCGUGUCUCUGUUUCCACUCCCCCUGCAAGUUCGAGGAGCAAAAAUGCCAGAACCCAGGGUUAUGAAUCCUGGCGAGACUUCUCUUCAUGGCACAAGGUGCAGAUGCUGUGGUCCCCGAGGAUGAGGCCCAGUUCUGUCACUCCCAGGAAGGCUGCACUUUGUGGGGUCAGACCUGAACAGGGAGGCCCCUGGGGUGUCUGGGCCAACACAGCUCUACCCAAUUCAAGGAUGCUUGUCAAUCUCUCUGUUCCAACAGACAGGGGAGGAUAGAAAUGAUCCAUUCCCUACCUGUUGGGAACUCAGAGGUAACUGGGGAGACAGAUAUUGAAUCAAGAGAGACUGUGAUAUGUGUGAAGAAGGAUGUGAGAGAGGAAGAGAAUUUUUCCUGGAGGGAUUCUAGAAAGCAUUGUCAUAUUUCUGUCUCCAUUAGCUCACUUUUCAACGACAAGGGUGCUGGAAGAAACCUUGGCGAGGGAAGUAUAUGGCUGGAAAUACUUGGACCUGUUUCUAGUCUUUAAAAUCUCAUCCUCCCCAUAAGCGGCAUGGCAAUUCUAGGUGGUAGGAUGUGCACAGCAACCCUAACUCUACAUAUUGCUCACAAUUGCCCCAGAAUGGUUGUUCCAAAGUCUGAAGUCUUUACAAGUAGGCAAAGUUUUGUGCCUAUGCCUCAGAUUCUGUGUCUGCUACCCAUCUUAGGGUGCCACCUGCCCGCCCCACAUCAGACAGCCACAGUAUCCUUGCUCUCACUCUGUCCUCUUUCAAAUCAUGCUCUCAGGAAAGAAACUGGCUCCUUCCUACUAAAGUAUAAAUGACUGAUAAGAGGAAUCAGUCAUUUACUGAUAGAUGUUUGCUUUUAACUAGUACAGAGCAGAAGCUUAAUUCCAUGGGAAAAGAUGAUGGAACUAAUGGUGGGGACAGGAGUGGAGGAGCUUCCUGGGUAGAAAAGACCUUCUUGAUAUUCCUUAAACAAGACCCAGUGCUUUGGAAAGACCACUGCACCAAACAGGGACACUUUUUGGGGGGAGAAGGGGGGGCUUAACACUCAAUCUCUGAGGGAAUAUAGUGCAAGUGCAUGUACUCAUGCAUUUUGCAGCAUUUCACCCAUUUGGAAUAUAAUUCUUGUAUUGGCUAAUGUGAUUUCUGGUAUUUCUUAAAUGCAAACCAUUAAAUCACAUGAUCUUAUCUAAUAGGUUUUUUUGGGGGGUGCUUCUUGAUUAGGUAAUUUGGAACACCUCUUUAAAUACAGCUAGAAAAUAAAACCAAUUUGUAAAGCCACAUUUGCAUAUGAUGCCAACCUCACACAUCUGUGUAUCCCAAAACCCAAAUAUGCCUCACCAAUAUGCCCGUCUUUAAGAAAAUCAUGUUAAAAUUUGCAUCAAACUUCAGCUUCCUCUAUAUGACAAAACCAUGAACAAAGGUUUCCAAUUAUUCUUUUGUCUUCAGACAUUUAGUAAUAUAAAAUACCUAUUUUUAUGCUGAAAUGUUUAUACAAGUUUAUUAAUAGCAAGUACAACUAACUGGCGGCAUGCCUUGUGACACAUUUUGAUAUAUUAGCCAUGCUUCUGGGUAAAGGCUAGUCUGAAACUCCUUAUCUUUUGCAGUCUCUCUGGGAUCAGUAAAAGAAAAAAAUGCUUCAGAAGUGGGACUGUAAAUAUGUAUAUUUUGUAUAGCCCGUGUACCUACUUUGUAUAGAAAAAUAAUUUUAAAAAAUUUGAACUGAAGGGGGGUAAAAUAAGGAGGUCAUGAAGUUUUUUGCAUUUUUAUUUAAAUGAAGGAAUUCCAAAUAACUCACCUGCAGAAUUUUAGCACAAAAAUAGCCAUUAUAAAUUGUUCAAAUUCUAAAUAAUCUUUCUUGAAGAGAAGGUAACUUCUAUCUCAGUUAUAGGAUUAUUUUUUGGUUUUGUUUUAUUUUUGCAGUCCUGUUUCUCUGCAGUGAUGUUAGGGACUAUUGCUAGAACAGAUUACUACAAAAAAGAUUAUAUUCUGGAAGAAAAAUAACUGACGUAUAUAACUGAUUAAAGUAUUGCCAUUUAAAUUACACAUCAAGGGCAUGUACUAUGCAGGCACAGAUUUUUCCGGUUCAUUUAUUUUUCUUUAUUGCAGUGGAUUGAUUUGAUAGAUGUGUUAAUUCGAGAAAUACAUUUGCUGUACAUAUUAUUUAAUAAACUUUAUUCAGAAUUAUGUGGCAUAUGUUUGUCUUUACUUUGUUUCUUCCUUUCCUUGCCACACUU